Molecule: messenger RNA, 384 nt
Organism: Peronospora matthiolae
Lineage: Eukaryota; Oomycota; Peronosporomycetes; Peronosporales; Peronosporaceae
Source: the annotation of a GenBank genome assembly
AUGGAUAUGACGACGGAAGGCUGGCAGCUACAUCAACUGGCGCAGGAAUACCCUUGGAAGGCGCUAAAGAAUCUGCUAUCGAGCGACCCCGAGCUAAAGAUAUUGAAUCCCAAGCUGAUUGGAGAAAUUAAAGGUACGGCAUCCCUACCGAAGGCAGCAACUAACCCGCUCGAAGGGAUCAGCGCAAUCAUCCAGCUACUACAGGAUGCAGGAGACGUAGCUGUAAUGUUCGAUGCGGACAAACGGCUGGAGUGCGACCGAGAUCAGGUGAUGCACGCGUGUCAAUCGCUAUAUAACAAGCUUGUUCCCCUGACGGGUAAACGCAAAUCGACGGAUCAAGCUGUUGCUAAGGCCGCCGAUGCUCCGAGAGGGUACCAUACUUGA